This is a messenger RNA of Penicillium daleae, 1269 nucleotides long. RefSeq names its product acetylornithine aminotransferase. Bases 1 to 1269 code for a protein of 422 amino acids. Lineage: Eukaryota; Fungi; Ascomycota; Eurotiomycetes; Eurotiales; Aspergillaceae. Gene Ontology annotation, molecular function: pyridoxal phosphate binding; transaminase activity. The transcript has 2 exons. The record is from RefSeq and is a predicted model, not a curated record.
AUGACAGUCAACCAAAAGCUCAACGCCCUCGUGAAUGAAUACGAGCGUACCCAUCCCCGCUCCAAGGCGGCCUACAACAAAGCUAAGAAUGUCUUACCAGCGGGGAGCACUCGAUCUGUGCUUGUCUCUGAGCCAUUCCCACUGGUAAUCAAAUCUGCUCAAGGCGCCCAUUUCACCACGAUCGAUGGCACAACAUUUGAAGACUUUGUCUCCGACUUCUCGGCUGGCAUAUACGGACAUUCCCACCCGGUGGUCCAUCACGCCGUUCAGGAAGCCCUGGCGACGGGCUUCAGCCUUGGAGGAAUUACGCAGAAAGAAACCGAGUUGGCUGAGAUCUUGACGACGAGGUUUCCCUCGUUUGAGAAAGUCCGUUUCUGUAAUUCUGGCACGGAAGCGAAUACAUUUGCGCUUGCUACGGCGGUGGCGUAUACGCAACGGAAGAAGAUCGUUGUCUUUGACAACGGAUAUCAUGGGGGAACAAUCAAUUUUGGGCCAGCAGGAAACGCAAUGAAUCUGCCCCACGAAUUCGUCAUUGCAACGUACAACAACAUUGAAGAAUCUCGACCUCUCCUGACAACCGAGAUUGCCGCUAUCUUAGUUGAACCACUACAAGCCGCAGGUGGAAUGCGCCUCGCAAACCCCGAGUUUCUACGGUUCCUCCGAGAAGCAGCAACAUCCAUAGGAGCAGUUUUAAUCUUCGACGAAGUUGUCACGUCCCGGUUACACUACCACGGUAUCCAGGGAGCAAUGAAUAUCAAGCCUGAUAUGACCACAGUGGGAAAGUACAUCGGAGGAGGAUUUCCCUUCGGGGCGUUUGGGGGAUCCUCCAAGAUCAUGGAUCGGUUUGAUUCACCCGACCAGACUGUCUCUAUUCAUCAUUCCGGAACUUUUAACAACAAUAUCUUCACUAUGACUGCUGCUGUCGCUGCAGCGAAGUUGAUUACCCCCAUGGAACUAGAGCGGUUGAAUCGGCUUGGUGAUAGGUUCCGUGAACAAGCUAAUAUUCUGAUUCAGAAUGCUCGGUUCGAUUGCAUGUCUUUUACUGGAUACGGUAGUGCGAUUGGCAUUCAUUUUACUGGUAGUGAGGCUAGUGCAUUGCUUGAUUGCCUCUACUUCACGUUACUCCAUCAUGGAAUUGCUAUUGGAAGGCGUGGCUUUUUGUCUUUGAAUCUCAUGCAUACCGAGGCCUCGAUUGAUCGGCUCCUUCAGGAAGUGGAUCGUUUCUUGGAUGCUUUCAGUGGAGGUUCUCCAACCAAGUCCAGACUUUAG